UUACCGGGCGCAGCCCCGAGGGAGGAGGGUGUGCUGCAGUCCCGGCGGCGGCGGUGGGAGCUGGAGGUGCAGCCUCCCAGGUGGGAGGCGGGGGCUGCGGGCGCAGGAAAAGGCGCCUGAGGAGCGGGCGCUCAGCGGGGCCUCCUCCGGCCCCGGGCGCGGCACGGCGAGGGGGAGUGAGCGCGCCGGGAGCACGCAGGCGCCCUGCUCCGGCUGGCCCUUGGCCGACGCGCGGCGCGGGAGCACCCGCAGCCCGCCCCACGCCCCCCGCAGCCCCGGGCCCCCGCGGCCGGCCGUCGGGAGCGGCCCCUCCGCCGUGAGCGCGGGCCGCCGGCCCGGAGAGUCCGCGGCGACAGCGGCGGGACGGCUACGGGGCCGCCCCCAGCGCGCCCUCCCGCCCGCGGCCGCUCGCAGUCGGCGCUGGCCCGGCCCGCGCGCCCCGCAGGCAGCCGGAGCGCGGCCUCGGCCUCCCCGGGAGCGUGCCCAGGGCCGCAGCCCGCGGGAGGAGGCGCCGGCAGCCGCGGGCGCUGACGGCGUCGCGGGGUGCUCCCGGGCGGCGGCGCGGCGGCGGCGGCGCAAGGGGCGGAGGCAGGGGGCGCCCCCAGCCAGGAUGCUGCGGUUCCUACGCCGGACCUUUGGCCGCCGCUCCAUGCAGCUCUACGCGCGGGGCGCGGCAGGGCGCGGGGCCGCCGGGCUGGGGGACGAGCGCGACGGGGGGCCGCGGGGGGGCCCGGCCGCCGCCGCCGCCUCCUCGCCGCUGCCCGCCGCGCCCGGGGGCAGCGUGUUCCCGGCCGGCGGAGGACCCCUGCUCACGGGCGGCGCGGCCGUGCACAUCUCUGCCGCCGGCGCUGCCAAGGCCACCCUCUACUGCCGCGUCUUCUUGCUGGACGGGACCGAAGUGAGCGUGGAUCUGCCGAAACAUGCCAAAGGCCAGGACCUGUUUGAUCAGAUCGUGUACCACCUGGACCUCGUGGAAACAGACUACUUUGGCCUCCAGUUCCUCGACUCUGCCCAGGUCGCGCACUGGCUGGAUCAUUCCAAACCCAUUAAAAAGCAGAUGAAAACUGGACCUGCUUAUGCUUUGCACUUUCGAGUUAAAUAUUAUUCUUCAGAACCAAACAACCUUCGUGAAGAGUUUACAAGGUACCUGUUUGUUUUACAACUCAGGCAUGACAUUCUUUCAGGAAAAUUGAAAUGCCCAUAUGAGACGGCUGUGGAAUUAGCUGCUCUCUGUCUACAAGCGGAGCUUGGGGAAUGUGAGCUUCCAGAACACACCCCAGAGCUUGUGUCUGAGUUUCGGUUCAUUCCAAAUCAGACAGAAGCGAUGGAAUUCGAUAUCUUCCAGAGAUGGAAAGAGUGCAGGGGAAAGAGCCCUGCCCAGGCGGAGCUGUCCUAUCUGAAUAAAGCGAAGUGGCUGGAAAUGUAUGGGGUAGACAUGCACGUUGUCAGGGGAAGAGAUGGCUGUGAAUAUUCUCUUGGACUGACCCCGACAGGCAUAUUAAUCUUUGAAGGAGCUAACAAAAUAGGCUUAUUCUUUUGGCCUAAAAUUACCAAAAUGGACUUUAAAAAGAGCAAAUUGACACUAGUGGUGGUGGAGGACGAUGAUCAGGGCCGGGAGCAGGAGCACACGUUUGUGUUCCGCCUGGACAGCGCCAAGACCUGCAAGCACCUCUGGAAAUGCGCAGUCGAGCAUCACGCGUUCUUCCGACUGCGCACGCCAGGAAACAGCAAGUCGAACAGAUCAGACUUCAUCAGGCUGGGGUCCCGCUUCAGAUUCAGUGGGCGGACGGAAUAUCAGGCGACUCACGGGGCCCGGUUACGAAGAACCAGCACCUUCGAGAGGAAGCCCAGUAAACGCUACCCAUCCCGGAGACAUUCGACAUUCAAAGCAAGCAACCCGGUGAUAGCUGCUCAGCUCUGCUCUAAAACAAAUCCUGAAGUCCAUAAUUACCAGCCUCAGUAUCAUCCCAAUAUUCACCCCAGCCAGCCACGGUGGCACCCUCACUCUCCAAACGUCAGCUACCCGCUCCCUUCCCCAGGGCUCAGCAGCUCAGACCGGCUACCCUUCGGCAUCGAGGAGAACGGGGGCACGCCAUUCACUACCAAAGCUUCGGGGAGGCACCACCACCACCACCACCACCAGCACCAGCACCAGCACCAGCACCACGCAAACUAUGGCCUCUCGCUGACCCUGGAGAACAAGGAGGGGCCUUUGAGGUCCCCAAACUCCAGCAGUAAAUCCCUUACAAAACUGACUCCAGGAGCACCUGCCCUGUUCAGUGAGGCGGCCACGCAUCUAAAGAAGCUGGAACUGGACACUGUGAAGGCUCCUGGACCCUGGCCUGCUCUGCACAUCAACAUCAAUAAGGUUGAAGAAAAAAAAGUUUCUGAGAAGACUCUUCAGACCCCACUCUUGCCUUCCCCUGUGGCUGAUCACGUGAAGUGUAACAUUUUGAAAGCCCAGUUGGAGAAUGCUUCCCGAGUGAGUGCCCAGGCUGGAAAGGAGGAAUCAACGUUUGUAAAUAUCAAUAAGAAAUCCAGUCUUCAGGACGCUAAUGUAAGAAGUCCUAUUCCUAUACGUGUGGAAACGGCCCAGCCAGCAGUGGAAAAGCCGGAAAUCAAGCCUCCCCGAGUGAGGAAGUUAACAAGGCAAUACAGUUUCAACCGCAGUGAUGAAGACGACCUCCCUCCAGAGCUGGCCGAGGCAGUCGGCGUGACCACCACCACCACCACCACCACCACGGCCGCCGCCACCACGCAGGUCUCGGCACCGCUGGCGUCCCCCAAGGUCCACAAAGUCAGCUCGCCUCAGAAUUCAGAAGGCAAGAGCCCGCUGUCCCCAGGGGCCAAGAUCCGUCUUGCACUGUGCUAUCUUUCUCUCCUUCCCCCUCCCUUAUCUCCUCUUCCUCCUCCCCAUCUCUCACCACCUCCUCCUCCCCUUCUCUCCUCUCCUUGUGAGCAGGCAGAGCCCGCCAGCGCCCCCCACUGUGCCCACUCUCGCUGCUCUCCUCCACUCUCUCUCCCCAUGAAGGAAGAGACCACUGGAGUUUGCAUGCACCCUCCAAUCAAAACGAGGCUGAUAAAAACAUUCCCGGUUGAUCCAGUGACCUCGUUUCCUGAGCCUUUCAUUGCGGGGCCGCAGUUUACCGCAGACUUUAGAGACAGUAAAUUACAGUGCUGCCCUGGCCAGUCUUCCCCGCUGAUCCCAGCCGUGACCCUGAGGCCUUUGACAGAGACCAUCUCCACAGUGCAGACCAUCUACACCACUCGGAAGCCUGUUUCUCUGGCAGCCAGUGCAGAGACGCUCCGGCAGGAACUGGAGAGAGAGAAAAUGAUGAAAAGACUGUUGAUGACCGAACUGUGACUUCUCCCCUCGCUGCCUGGAGGACGGCAUGGUGCCUUCUGUCAUUUUCCUUCUUCGGGCUUUGUGUGCUCACUCUAGCACAACAUGCAAAUGUGUGCUCUGCCUGCCCAGGUCCCCAUGGUUAGUUGAAGCCAACAUCUGGCUUGACUUUUACUGGAAAAGUUAUUUAAUGUCUCCUGAGUAUUAGAGUUUUUCUUCUAUUCAAUGUAGUGGAGACAGGAUUUGUAAGUCUUGGCGGAAAAAAAAAAUGGAAAAAUGGGGAUCCCUUUUCAGAAGUACCUGUGUGUAUUCAUUGAUAACCACAGGGGUUACUAAGGCGCAGAAUCCUUUGCUAUCAAUCUCAAUCAUGUGAUUUUGUAUGAUUGAAACUUACACCAAGCUUUGACUGUUUGCUAAAGAGUCAUUUUUAACGAGAGAAUAAUUCUUUAUUGCUGGUUUUUCAUUUACACUGGUAAAUACACAGAUCUUUUAAAGUCUUUAACAUUCAUUUUUAUUCAGACACGAGCAGGUGAACUAAAAAGGAAAGUUGCAAUCACCAGGACUCGAGGUACUUCAGCUUAAUCUGAAACAUAAUUUCACUUGUGACUUUGUUAAAUACGAUAUUAUUUGGGAUACACAGAAUUUAUGAUUGAACCCAAAGUAGGAAAUUAUAGCUUAAAUUCUAAAAAUCCUUACAAGAUUAAGGUGAUUCAAUAUCAGGAUUCACUGGGGGUGUUCCAUAAAGGAGAAUUAUUUCUAAAGUUGAUCAAUUCCUAUCCUAUUGCUAGAACCUUGACCAGAAGAAACUCUGCUCUCUUUUUGUAAGUUUCCAGAAAUGUGUUUUUAAAUUUUUAUUAUGCACUUGAACAACUUUGCAGGAAUAAAGGAACCCCCUAGCCACAAACUAGCCCUCCAAAUUGUUUCCCAAGCUUUCUCAAUGAAUAUGCACACCUUUUUUACAGUGGUAUAAUCGGUGUGUACACACUCUUUGGUUGUACUUCUCCGCCUAACACAUAACUUCUCUUUUCAAUACAGAUCCUGCUCUCACCCAUUUAAAUGUCUUUAUAUCCUUAUAACAUGGUUAACCUCACUGCUCCCCAUUAUUAGAUAUUUGAGUUAUAUCCAAGUUUUCACUCUUAUAAAUAGUGCUGCUAUGAAUGUCUUUGUAAAAAUAUUACCCUUCCUUUGGAUUCUCCCCCCUGGGAAUAUCUCCAAAGAGGGAUUGUGAGGUCAAAGAGCAUGAAGUAUUGUAUAACUCUUACUUUAUUGCCAGAUUGCUUUCUAGAAAGAUCCAAUCUUUGGGUUGGAAGGACCGUAAAGGUCAACCCCCUCGAUCCCCUCUGAAUGCUUGAACUCCUACAAUUUAUGAUGCCACCAGCAAUGUAUAAGCAUUUCUAUUUACCAAUAGCUCUGCCAGUAUUGGGUUUUGCCAUUUUAAUUUAUUUUUGCUUGUUUAAUAGGUGUGUACAGUUGUCCUUGAAAGGUUGUUUUAUUUCAUUAAUUGCUAGCAAGGCCGAGCACUUUUCCAUGUGAUGAUUUACUAGCUAUAUUUCCUUGUGUGUAAAAUGUCCAUCCAUUUCUUAAGACCGCUUGUUAAGUGGAACUGAUCUCAUAUAUUUGUAUCAGAACUGUAUUUUUAUGUUGUGUUGUAUGGUUUGCUCUCCUGUCCCUGUACUUAAAACUGAAUGGUGCCAAUAAUUUGAUACUAAUGAUUAUUUAAAAAGAGCAAUGCCUCAUUUACUAACAUUGUUGUAAAAGGAGGCAUGUAAGCAAAUAUUCAGAUCACAGAGGAUUAACCCCUGAAGUGCUGAAUCUUUAAAAUAUUAAUAUUUUUUGAGGGAAAUCUUUCUAAGCUGUAUUACACACUUCCCUGCCUUAGUAAACAGAGUGUACCGGAGAGUAUUUCACCUUUCCUUGAUGAGUCAUGGUCAUCAUUGUAAACAUCAGCCCCUUUUGGACUUGGCGUGGUGCAGUAAUGUCAUUAGAAGCUAUCAGAACGUGUGGGGCUUGGCUUUGCCUUUCACAGGCUGUUGUGCUCAUCUCAUUGAUGGCUUCUACUGCUGUCUGCUCUGCUGGUGAAGCCAUCUGGGGCAAUUGGGGUAUUUGGGACCUUUUAAUCCCUGUACUACAUGACCCCUGGCUGUACCUUUAAAACAGCUUUCGCCGUUCUUUAUCUCGUGCACACGAUGAUGCCAAAUGUGUUUCUGUACAAUAUGGGGAGCUCUCUGUGUCUGGGCUCGUCAGCUCUUGCCAAUCCAGCACCUAACCUGUUCGCUUUCUGAGUCUUCUGCUCUUCACCUCCUGCUCUCUGAUGGGAACCUCCAGGGCAAAACAGGAAGUUCUCUUGCGGAGGCCAGGAACCCCCGUGUCACAUGGUGUCAGGUUGGCUCUGCCGUUGCGGAGGAAUGCAUGGGCUUUCCGGCCGCUGUUUUCAGGAGCCUCUGAGUCUCCUGCUUCUUCCUCUCCGCGUCCCCCUGGGUUCACAGAUGUUUCAGAAGGUGGAUGUCACAGAUGUCUCAGAAGUCUGGUCACAAACUCGUUGGCUACUACUGUGUAUGAAAACCCAGUACCUUUGGCAGCUCAACUCUAAUCAGUAAAAUCAAGAGGAUUCCAUUGUUUCA
Molecule: messenger RNA, 5964 nt
Organism: Myotis daubentonii (Daubenton's bat)
Lineage: Eukaryota; Metazoa; Chordata; Mammalia; Chiroptera; Vespertilionidae
Gene: EPB41L4B
Product: erythrocyte membrane protein band 4.1 like 4B
Exons: 25
Coding region: 611-3364 (917 amino acids)
Biological process (GO): actomyosin structure organization
Cellular component (GO): cytoskeleton
Molecular function (GO): cytoskeletal protein binding
Source: RefSeq, a predicted model, not a curated record